UGUGGCUGCCUCAGUUGUUUAAAAAACGCGAGCGUGUGAAGACUGCUAACGGAACAGGAAAACGCUUUCAACCAAGCUCAAGUGUAGUGUAGUUAUAUAUUAACUGAACGCAUAAUACAUACAUAAUCAAUAAAAAAACAUUUGAUUAAGUCUGUACGUAUUACAAUCGAAAUAAAUAAAAAUCCAAAUAAACAAUGGCCAACACGUACUACGGUAAAGUUUUGAUUGCUGCGCUGCUUUGUGUGGGUUUCGCUAUGCUGAUCAAUGCACAGGAAAAACCGGUCACCGACAUUUGUUUGGGUUGUAUCUGUGAGGCCAUCAGCGGUUGUAAUCGCACGGCCACUUGUACCGGCGGCGUCUGUGGCCUGUUCCGCAUCACCUGGCCCUACUGGUCCGAUGGCGGUAAGCUGACAUUGAAUGGCGAAUCGCCCGAUUCGGAUACAGCCUAUCCCAACUGCGUGAAUGAUCCCUACUGCGCCGCGAAUACCAUACAAAACUACAUGACUAAGUAUGCACAGGAUUGCAAUGGCGACAACCAGGUGGAUUGCUUUGAUUACGCGGCCAUACACAAGCUUGGCGGCUACGGCUGCAAGGGCGAAUUGGGCUACAACUACCAGACUACACUGUCGAGCUGUUUGAACCUGUUUCAGGGUUAAAUGAGCAAAAUGCAAAAUUCUUAAAAAAAUUAAAAUAUAAUAAAAAUUAAUUAAAAUUAAAUUAAGGGUGGCAAGCUACUCAUUUUUUGCUUGCUGCUUUCAGAAUUACAUUUAUUUAGAUUCUUCGAGAAGCAUUACUGUAAUAUCAAGUAUGAGUUUUAUUUUAUUUUAAACUAAUCUUAUGACAUUUAUUAAUAAAUAAUUUUAUUUCGAUUAUAAAA
Molecule: messenger RNA, 877 nt
Organism: Zeugodacus cucurbitae (melon fly)
Lineage: Eukaryota; Metazoa; Arthropoda; Insecta; Diptera; Tephritidae
Product: invertebrate-type lysozyme 3
Exons: 3
Coding region: 195-656 (153 amino acids)
Molecular function (GO): lysozyme activity
Source: RefSeq, a predicted model, not a curated record